CACAAACUCUUGUUCAGAUGAUGCGACGGACGUCGGAGCAAGCGAUGUCGCUGAGGUUUGUGGGACUCCUGGUCCUGUCCUCCCUUUGCUCCGUCGUGGCGGGUCAAGGCAAUGACACUGACGAUGAUGGCAACUCCUUGGGUUCACCAAAAAAUUUCAACAGGAUGUUAAAUGGCAGCACGCCCAUAAACGACCCCAGGCUUCAGUUGUCUGACACGGAUAUGUGUAACAUGCUUCUAUGGAACCUCACCCCACUGCCCACCAGCCAGAUUCCAUUUCAGUGCAUCUGUUCACACUGUAAAGGCACCAUCGGGCCUAAAGGAGACCGUGGAGACCGCGGUCUUCCAGGAAUGUCUGGGAGUCCGGGGAGUGACGGACUGAGGGGCUUCAGAGGUCCACGAGGAUUCUCUGGACUUCAAGGGAUCAAGGGUCAGAAGGGCGACAUUGGGGAGAAAGGAGAGACCGGCUGGAGUGGUGUCAUGGGGUACAAGGGCGCGCGAGGGUUCAAAGGAGAGAAAGGGGACUUUGGACUGAUGGGACCUCCAGGUACACCAGGCCUUCAGGGAGAAACCGGCUCAUGCCCUGACACCUGUGACAGUGCCCCGGGUCCGCCAGGUCCACAAGGACCCCCCGGAUCAGCUGGAGCCCGGGGCUUGCCUGGGUUAGCUGGAGAUAUUGGACCAAAGGGUUUUAAGGGGGAUAAAGGUGACCUGGGUGAUCCUGGCCAUCCUGGGCUUGAUGGCCCAAAGGGUGACAUGGGUGAGCAGGGACUGUGCGAGUGCAGUGAUGGGAUAAAUGGAAAAGACGGAGGUCCAGGGCCAAAGGGGGAUAAGGGGGCAAAAGGUGACAUUGGUAUUCAAGGUGUACGGGGCUCCACAGGGACAAAAGGCGACGAGGGUCAAAUGGGUCUCAUGGGUCCAAUUGGACCCUGCAGCCCUGCCAUCCAAUCGGCUUUCUCUGCAAGUACCAACGACUCAUUUCCUAUCCCCAACUGGCCCAUUCCAUUCACACAUGUCCACAUCAAUCAGCAGCUUCACUUCAACCCAAACAUGGGGCUGUACACAGCCCCCGUCGACGGCAUCUACGUCUUUUCCUACCACCUGGCCGUGGUCGGGACACUCAAGGUCGGCCUGUUCCACAACUUCAACUUCGUUGUGACAACCACGGAAGAGACCAGCCAUUCCACAGCCAGCCAAUCCGUCAUCCUCCACCUCAAGGCAGGAGACUGGGUUUGGCUGCAGGUGAAGAAUAGUAACACCAAUGGCCUUUACGCCGACAGCGAGAGCAGCAGCACCUUCUCUGGCUACCUGCUGUACCCGGACUCCUGCAUGCCUUUGUUGGGCCGAGAUUCUACAUCACCACUUGAGCCGAACCGACCCUUUACUUGGGGUGAUACUAACACGACCACCACCCCUUCACCAUAGUCGGCAUCAGUCAGUCGUAGUUUUGGGUGAAGUUUCCACAUGCAUCCAAUCUAAUCCAACAUUCUGUGUAUUUAUAACGGCAAGAUUUAAAGGAGGGGUUUGCUAAAGACGCAAAAUUGCCCGUUUUUGAAACAGACAAUUUUGGUUAGACUAGUUAGAAGUCGUGCGUAGUAACAUGUCAACUGUUGUUAUCUGGUUAAAUAGUUCCAGAGUAAAUCACAGCUCACCUGUGUGAGCAAGUUCUGCAUGUGAAACUACAGAAUCUCAGGCUCGCUGGUUCCAACGUUGAGUUUGAUCAUUCAGGACAUGGUUGUCUGCUGCUAAAUGUUUGUCGUAAUAGUUCAAUAACGUUUUGACUAAUAGCAGUUAGCUGAGUUAGCAACAGCUGUGAAGAGGUAGCUGAGAUUUUUUAGAAGUGUGGAGCUACCUGGGCUGGGCACCCCCUGCUGCUGAGAACCAGCUUGAAACACAGAGGCUCACUCUCAGUAAAAACAAAAUGGUUGAGACGCGAGAUUUUAUCCACUUCACAAAAGACUUGUGUAAUAACAUUUACGUCGGUUUAAGUCUGCGAUGUCUACGUUCACAUGUUCGCGUCUUUAUCUCACUGAGACAGGAAACUGAAGUGUGUUAACCACUCACUAUUAUAUUUUAGCUGGCGGGGACACAGGAGCUGCUGGUCCUCUGCUGCCUUGUGUGGUCUGAACAAAGGAUUUUCAAAGCCAAACUCACUAAAAUCAGACAUUCGUGUGCUGUGAUGUUAAAAUCAUUGAUUUUCUCUAUGGACUUUGUGGGAGAGUGAGUGGUUUACAAACCUCAAUUUCCUGUUGGAAAAGUCUAACAGUGAGAUAAAGACGUGAUCAUGUGACGUAGAUAUUGUAGAUUUUCGUUCACACUCAUAGACAAGACAAACGUGUCUUGUGCUUUUUCUCAGCAGCAGGGGGCGCUCACAGCCCACAGUGUCAACACUCUUUCUAAAAAAAACACCAGAAAUGUGUUUUUAAAUUGAGCAAGGAAAUGACCUGUGGUCAAAACCUGAACUAUAUUGAUGAACAGCAUAUUUCCACUCUCUAUGAACCACAAAUGCAGAUAAAGUAAGAACGGACGAUGCGUUUCUCUGUGUCAGUCCUGACUGAUCAAAAUCAACAUGGAAAAAACAGAGAGCUUCACAAAUCUGCUAAAAUCCUUGAUUUUGAACAGUUUGACAAAUGCAGAUGUUUCUUUACAAAAGUAGUAAAAAGCCAAACCUGAUGAAGGGCCUUGAUUCCUCUGCUGUUCCUGCUUCAGAGUCUAAUAUAACCUUUUAUUUUUUCAUUUUUUAAAUAAUGA
Messenger RNA from Solea senegalensis (Senegalese sole), 2750 nucleotides. RefSeq names its product otolin-1-like. Gene Ontology annotation, molecular function: protein binding. Lineage: Eukaryota; Metazoa; Chordata; Actinopteri; Pleuronectiformes; Soleidae. The transcript has 5 exons. The record is from RefSeq and is a predicted model, not a curated record. Bases 18 to 1424 code for a protein of 468 amino acids.